Colletotrichum lupini is the source of this 606-nucleotide messenger RNA. Its product is annotated as F-box domain-containing protein. The transcript is spliced from 2 exons. The record is from RefSeq and is a predicted model, not a curated record. The coding region runs from base 1 to 606 and encodes 201 amino acids. Lineage: Eukaryota; Fungi; Ascomycota; Sordariomycetes; Glomerellales; Glomerellaceae.
AUGGAACCCAUCCGCGCCCGUAAACGACCCACUCCGGCGCCGGCAGCAGAAAGGUCGCUCCGGUCUGCCGACAAGGAGGCCUCCGACCGCACCCAGCUCGCCGGUUUCACAGAUCUGCCCGCAGAAAUCCACCUUCUCAUUUCCAAGCAACUCAUCUACCCCGACGCCCUCUCACUGAAACACACCAGCAGCUACUUCUACUACCUCGUUGACACGGGCGUACGACUCAAGGUUGAGUGGCUGAUGGAGCGCCGCAUGCUUCAUCUUGAGUGUCCAAACGAUAAACGGUGUGACCUUGGCAGCGACCUACGCUUCUGUAGAGGCAGUGUCCCGCUUCUGAUGCAAAGGCGACGUGAACACAUGGAGUGCGAGUCAAGGCCGGGACUUGGCUGCCUAGUUUAUGGCACUUCCGUAUGCUCUCAUCGACGAAAGAUUGGCGCGAGGUGUUCACGCUGGUUGAGGCGACGGCUGACCGUAGAGUUAUGGUGGGUGUUGAUUGCCCUGAUACCGAUUGCUUUCUGUUGGCUUUGGAUGGCAGAGUUCGCCACGUGGGCCGCGAGUGCAUACAGAGUCUCUUCUUCUUUCACAGACUCAAUGACGCGAUGA